AUGCCGCAGCCCAGUGAUAGAACCCUAUACGAGCGAGUGCUCAGAGCCCUCAGGCGACAGAUCGUCUGCCUCCGGUAUAACCCAGAAAAGCACGAGCGGGUGAUUGGCAGGCUGCAAGCACUAUCCCAUCUAUCCCGCAUCCGCACGCAGACCAGGGAUAACACUCGCCUUAGACAUCUCUCUGAUAUUCUCCAGAGCUUCUUGCCUCCGCAAAUUAGCCUGCUCAAGGCUGGCCGCAGCAAUGACCUUAUAGUUGCAGAGGCUUUGGCACGGAUGGUUCUGGAAUUCUGCGCCCUUCCAGAUGCUGCUUUCGAUGACGAGGAUUAUGUGGGCCCGGAUGGGAGGCCUUUGCGCCUGGGAGAUGCGCAGCACAUUCGCCGACGAGCUGACUUGGAGGCUGAUGCAGAUGAUAGUGAGAUGGAUCCAAGUGAUGACAGCUAUAUCGCUCGCGUGCUGCUUGGCCCGACUUGGAAUGACGAUUUUGUCGACAUUGAAGUCAUCAUAGAUUUGUGA
Molecule: messenger RNA, 513 nt
Organism: Penicillium bovifimosum
Lineage: Eukaryota; Fungi; Ascomycota; Eurotiomycetes; Eurotiales; Aspergillaceae
Exons: 1
Coding region: 1-513 (170 amino acids)
Source: RefSeq, a predicted model, not a curated record